ACCCACACCACACCAAACCCCCAGAUUCACUACGGCGGCGCAUCUGCCUUUACAUAUAAUAGAAUUUGCUGCCAUGCCGGCGCUUCGCAGUACAAUCGAUCGUCUCGAUAAGCCUAGCUCGUAUGCGACGGCCAAGAAGCGCAAGCGCCACCAGAACACACGCGACGACGACCGCGGCCGAUCGCCUUCACCCGAAGACAAACUGCGCGAUGCAACCACGCUCUACGUAGGCAACCUGUCCUUCUACACCACCGAAGAGCAAAUCCAUGAGCUCUUCUCAAAGUGCGGCGAGAUCAAGCGCCUGGUCAUGGGCUUGGACCGCUUCCAAAAAACUCCCUGCGGGUUCUGCUUUGUUGAAUACUAUACACAUCAGGAUGCGCUCGACUGCAUGAAGUACAUUGGCGGCACCAAGCUCGAUGAGCGCGUUAUUAGGACUGAUCUGGACGAGGGCUUUGCCGAGGGAAGGCAGUAUGGACGUGGAAAGAGCGGUGGACAGGUACGCGACGAGUAUCGGGCAGAGUAUGACCCUGGUAGGGGUGGCUACGGUAGAGCCGUUGAUGAAUAUCACGAGGCGCAGUAGGAGCUGUAGUAAGCUCCCGUCCAUGACAUUCGGGUCACAAAUUACUGCAUACAUGGGAGUCUGGAGUUUAUGAUAUGGUACUGAGUAACAUCAGUCUAGGUACCUUGUAAAAACACACUAGCAUCCUCCAACGUCUAUGGCGCCAUGUUCUGAAAUGCACUGCAACUCAUUUGGUUCCAUAGCCAAGUUCAAACUGCCUUCUUUCCUCGACAGCCUUCACUACUUGACUCAACCACCAAGCGUGUAUCCGCGCGUCAUUGGUCAGUUCAGGGUGGAAACUGCACCCAAAUACGUUGCCCUGUCGCACUGCGAUGAUAUCUUCGCUGCCGGAGUCAUCAUGUUGCUGAUUCACUUGUAGUGGCUUCGCGUCGGUGGAGAGUGUAGCCAUAAUCUCAACUUCCUGGUCCAGCUCCUUCCUCGCCAAGUCGUCCACUGGAGUCUUGCUUGGCGCAACGAUGGUAUCAUCUCGCUCCUGCUCUCCCUCUUGUAUGCCUACCGCCUUUUUGCUCGGCAGCACCUUCUCCACCACGGGCGCGCGAAUGAAGACGCAUCGAUAAGGCUCGUUCUUGCUGGUCUCUUUGGUCGACUCAAGGAACGGCAGUCGUAGGUUUGCCUGGAAACUCUCCGUCUGUCUUCCGAAAUGAUUCCUAUUAACCCGGACGUCCAAUCCUCCGAUCAAAUCCUGUCCACCCUUCUUCGUCCGAUUUGCACUUUCCGCUAGUAAUAUCAACCCUGCGCAUGUUCCCCAUGUAGGCCGCCGCUGGACUUUGACAAAGUCGCGUAGUGGUUCGAGGAGAUUACUGCGCGCCGCCACAAGAGACAUUGCCGUGCUUUCGCCACCCGGUAUGAUCAGACCGUCGCAUUGCUCGAGCUGGUUUGGCGUACGGACCUGGAUGAAUUGGAAUUUGAGCGACGAGGGCAGACUGGACGAGGCAGAUCGGAGCAGUUGGACGUGUUCGCUGAAUGCGCCUUGGAGGGCGAGGACGCCGACUGUGAUUGUCUGACCACCGUUUUCUACUGUCAUUUUGAAAAGAAUUUUAAUGCGACUCCAAAAACGCCGUGAACAUAGGAAAGAAAAGUAACCCCAGACCAAG
Messenger RNA from Pyrenophora tritici-repentis Pt-1C-BFP, 1674 nucleotides. RefSeq names its product RNA-binding protein (RRM domain). Gene Ontology annotation, molecular function: RNA cap binding. Lineage: Eukaryota; Fungi; Ascomycota; Dothideomycetes; Pleosporales; Pleosporaceae. Gene Ontology annotation, biological process: mRNA cis splicing, via spliceosome. The record is from RefSeq and is a predicted model, not a curated record. Gene Ontology annotation, cellular component: nuclear cap binding complex.